Volvox carteri f. nagariensis is the source of this 3711-nucleotide messenger RNA. RefSeq names its product RegA-like protein RlsL (gene rlsL). Lineage: Eukaryota; Viridiplantae; Chlorophyta; Chlorophyceae; Chlamydomonadales; Volvocaceae. The transcript is spliced from 10 exons. The record is from RefSeq and is a predicted model, not a curated record. The coding region runs from base 1 to 3711 and encodes 1236 amino acids.
AUGAAUAGUUCUUGGAUGUACCGUUGGUACGAUACCGUUGGCCCGCAACAGUACAACAACGUCCAGGCGCACAUGGCCGACGCUCCCCCUCUCCAAAGCUUCGACUCCGACAACCUGCCCGACGUUCCGAGUCUCCUUCAGACCCUUGGGUCGCGAUCGCAGCCGUACGGCGUUGGGCUCGUACCAGGCGAAGUCAUUCGCGCCCAGCUCAUUCUAUCCGCUCUUGCCUCACAGGCAGUCGAGCAGGGAAAUGAUGAUGCCGGCGAGGGCGAGGGCGAGGGCGAGGGCGAGGGCGAGGGCGAGGGCGAGGGCGAGGGCGAGGGCGAGGGCGAGGGCGAGGGCACAGCCAGUCGCCUAGGGGAAUGCCUUGCACCACCACCACCACCACCAGUAGUAGUUGCAGCCACUGCUGUUGGACAACAAGAGCAUCAGCAAUCACGGGAGCAGCAAUCGCAGCAGAUGAUGACUCAUGCGGCGGCGGACCCGUCGUGUUCUUUCCAGGUGCUGCCCUUGAGUGCGACCGAGUGGACGAGCACCGACCCGCAGGGGGGGCACUUGCCGCCGCCACAGCAGCCAUCGCAGCCGCAGCCGCAGCAGCCAUCGCAGCCCCAGCCGCAGCCGCAGCCACCGCAAGGAGGACAUCCAUUUGAGUUCGGCAUCAGCCAUAUGGGAGCUGCGGGGCAAAGCGGCUUCCGUACGGCCUCUGUCCCCUCGGACAGCCGCACGAGUGCCCAGCUGGAGAGCCGUCCGAGCUUCACGAGCAACAACGAGGAGCUCAUCGCAGCCAUGGCGGCGGCCGGUCUGGGACCGGCGGCUACCGCAGGAAGGGCGCCAUCGGAUGCCGGGGCUGCCACAGCUACGCCUGAGACCGCCGUGGUUGCUUCAGCAGCGGCGGCAACGGCAGUCGCCGAAGGCACUGCCGGACCGCGCGUUCACGCCAGCUCCGGAGCGGUAGAUGCUGUACGGCUGUCGUCGUCGGCGGCGGCCGCGGCCCUUGGCGGUCGAUCCAAGCAAGCGCUGUUGCAGCAGCAGCAGCCGGCGUCCCCUGGCGGGAUGGCUCGCCGGCAGCGCCGAAACGACUCGUACGGCACUCGUGGCAGCAGUAGCGGCAUGGCUGAGUUUAUUGACGAGGCUGCGGUGGCGGCUCUCGCCGGUCCGGGCGGGGGGCCGUCCGUGGCGGGUUCAGUGUCCGGGUCGGCGCCGGGUACACCCACCUUCUCGCCGCAUGGUUCUGUCCGACCAAAGCCACCCUGGUCUGCCUCGUCCUCCGCGCGGUCGCUGCAGUCGUGCAACAUCUCCCUGCAACAGCAGUUGCAGCAGGAGCACCAGCGGGUGGGGAACUUCUGGCCGGCAUCGCAGCCAUCAUCGUACAGCUAUGCGGCGCCGCUGUCGCGGGGGCCGAGCUCGUCGUCCCACCUCCAGCAGCGGGCGUCGUCGGCCGGCGGCGCGGCGCCUGACUUCACCGGCCCGGCGGUAACCGCGCCAGCGACCUCCGCCGCCGCACCCGCCGUCUCCGUCGCCGACCGCAUUGUCGGCGAAGUUGCUCCGCCGGGCGGUGGCCCAGCCCCAGCCCCAGUAGUGCUCUCCUUUCCUUCCUUGCAAACUUCGACGGUCGCGGAGCAUUUCGCUGCCAGUCCUUUCGCUCUGGUCUCUCCAAGCCGCAGCCUUGGCUUCGGGAAGCCGCUGUUCGAGGGACCCCCUCAGGCUGGCGACGGCGCCCCAACAGGUCAGCUUUUUAGGGAGUAUCGCCGUCCGCUGUCAAACCUCCAGAGCCGUGACACGGCCGGUAGGGCGCGCAGCGGCGCCGAAUGCUCUCCCGGAGCCGGCGGCGGCGGCGGCGGCGCACGCCUCACCCUUCCCGGUGGGGGCUGCGGCAGCGAAAGCGGCGGAGGCCGCAACGCAAGUGCGAGCCUUAGCCAGGGCUUCUCCUGCGGCGAGGGCAGCAUCAGCGGUUGCGGACUGAGUGCCCUGACACUUGGGAACAGCACGGGUAGCGGCUCUGUGAGCGUCGGGUACACGACUAGCGGCGGCGGUGCCGGCGGAGCUGUCCUGCAGAAGCGGUCGCGCGCGGGUAGGGCCUGGAAGGCGGAGGAGCUGCCGCCGCCGGUGGCGGUGACGGUGACGGGGUUCAGCCGGCAAGUCGGUGACGACGGGCGGCGGCGGCGGCUCUCCAUCCAGGGGGUGUUCCACCCGGAGCGGUACCUGGCGAACCAGGACUGCAUAUUUUACGAGAACAAGUUCAUAAGCCGAUCCGCCUUCGAAAAGGCUGGCGGCUCCACCACCGCCAAGUGGCACUGUUCUAUCAAGGUGGCAGGCACUCACGCGGUAACGUUGGGUAGCUGGCUCAAUGCGAAGGGCCUCCCAGUCAUCAAGGGCGGGUCCCGGAAGAGCAAACGACAACGCGCUGUGGAGCAGUCCACUGCCGUGACGAGCCAUCUGACCCACCAGUCUUUCCAGCAACCCGCCUUACCCAGCCCGCGGCAACCACAGCAGCAACUACAACCUCACCACCACCAGCACCCCACCAGCACUCCCCACCAGCAGCAGCAACAGCAGCAGCAACAACAACAACAACAACUUGCUCAUCAUCCGCGCCUUUCCAAUGGCGGGUCGCUGCCAGCUCCUGCACCACCACCCCCACCCGCACCCCCACUGCCGAGCCCCCAAGGAGCCGGGAGCGGUACGAGCCCGCGACAGUCCGGAUCGGGCGGUGGAGGCGGGGGAAUCGGCGGCAUGUCUCUGGCGUCAUGGUCACGAUCACAGCAACCACAGCAACCACAGCAACAGCCGUUGCCGCAUCAGCAUCCCCAUGGAUUGCCGCACCUGCACUCGCAAACGCGCCCGCCUGCGGAGCCCUGUGCGCACAUGCAGCGGGCUGCACAGCUUCAUCACCACCACUCGCAAGGCCCGGCUCCAUUGCGAGCUCUGAGCGGCGGCGGGGCCACCGCGACGGCUUCCAUCGAGCGGCCGCCGCCCGCCGCCCAGUACCAGUCUGUCGCCAUUCACUCGGCCCCACUCCAGCCGCCACCCACCCAGCUGCAGCUGCAGCUGCAGCAGCAUCAGCAUCUUUCGCCGUCGCAACCACAGCCGCCGACGGCAGCGGCUUUGGUGGCGGUGCAACCCGGCAGCACCCAGGGCACCAGUGGUGAUGGUGCGUGUGGUUUCAACGAGGGCCUUGCGCGAACUUGGAGCGGCUACGUCGCAUCCGGCAUACGCGCUGCCUCUUCUCCUGGAGGCGGCUCCCCGCGUGGAAAGAGGGAGCUGCCCCUGCAGGGUGACCCGGGUGAUCCCACCCACUGUGUCCACUUGACGGAGGGCGGGCGGGAGCACUGCUAUUUCUCCCUUCCCCCCCUUCAUGCCGCCCGCAUGUUAAAGGUUUCCGCGCCCUGGCAUGUCGCCCCUGCCCCGCUGUGCGGUUCUCUUGCGCCGCCGCUGUCCAGGUGGCGUCCUAAGAAGGAAAAUUCGGGGGAGUCCUCGCGCUCCUCGGCUCCCUUUGCGCACCGCCGAAAGCGGCGGGUGCUGGUGUGGGUGCGGAUGGCGGUCAUUUCCUCCGCCAGGUGCUGCCCGAAGGCUUUCCGGCUGCUGCUCCCAGCUGCCGGUGGGGCCGAACAGAGCCGUCGAGCGCGUCAUGCUCGUUUGUACACGGAGAACUUGUGCAUUGCAUCUAGUAGAGCCUUUGUGUACGUUACGACCUUUUCGAUGAUGAACUAG